Messenger RNA from Seriola aureovittata, 822 nucleotides. Its product is annotated as receptor-transporting protein 3-like. The transcript has 2 exons. Gene Ontology annotation, biological process: protein targeting to membrane; protein insertion into membrane. Gene Ontology annotation, molecular function: olfactory receptor binding. The coding region runs from base 116 to 595 and encodes 159 amino acids. The record is from RefSeq and is a predicted model, not a curated record. Lineage: Eukaryota; Metazoa; Chordata; Actinopteri; Carangiformes; Carangidae.
AGUUGAGAGGCUGUUGUGUCAUGCCACAACCUGUUUAUUUACUGUACAGAUCAGCUGUUAGACACACAGACACACAGACACACACUCACACACCAGCACCAUUGGCACUACCAGGAUGGCACUAUCAGAGUGGACACUCAUCUUCCAGAAUGAAGCAGAAAAUCUCUUGCAUGGAGACUCCUGGGAUCUGGAGUUUGAUUCCUCAAUUGUACCCGAGCAACCCCAGUAUGGAUGGCAGCAAUACAUCAGGAACACAAGUGCAAGGUUUGAGUGCACUGAGUGUCCAAGAGGCUGGCCUUCCAACCGAGUGAUGGUGGUCUUCCACAUGCGCCUGAUGGACGGGAAGGGCAUUGUCAAAGUGAGGCGCUUCCGUCAGAACUGCAAGAAUUGCAUUGCAGCCCCAAUGGUAGAUCCCAGUAUCCCUCCAGAGAACAUCAUCAUCCUCAUGAGGAAUCUGGUGAAGAAGAUUAGAAUCAAGUGCUACUAUGAAAAGCUGGAUCAAGGCCACCAUAAUCAUCACAAGAUGGAUGUCAAGAGUCCUCAUGAGCCUGAACAUUGUGAGGGAUGUAUUAAUGGCGUGUGUACAAGAGAUUGAGCUGAGCUUUCUGAUUCUUCAGUUUGUUUGUUUUUUUUGUGUUUUAUGCUCAUACUUCGACUCUUAUUGACAAAAGCAACAGUUUUCCCAGCUGAUGACCCGCUUCACUGUAAUGCUUUCUCUAACCACAUAGCUUCUUUUUUCUUCAUAAUUUCUUUAUAAUACUAAUCAAAAUGUAAUGGUGAUGUAUGUGCUGUCAGCUGAUUAAACAUAUCUCCAAGGAAAAA